This is a messenger RNA of Pelmatolapia mariae (spotted tilapia), 957 nucleotides long. Its product is annotated as class I histocompatibility antigen, Gogo-C*0203 alpha chain-like. The record is from RefSeq and is a predicted model, not a curated record. Gene Ontology annotation, cellular component: external side of plasma membrane. Gene Ontology annotation, biological process: immune response. The transcript has 5 exons. Bases 1 to 957 code for a protein of 318 amino acids. NCBI's taxonomy places the organism in Eukaryota, Metazoa, Chordata, Actinopteri, Cichliformes, Cichlidae.
AUGAAUAAUGAAGCCGAGUCCCGCUUCCAGCGCUACAGUGUUCACAUUUUUCAGAGAAUGUAUGGCUGUGAGUGGGAUGAUGAAACUGGAAAAGUUAAAGUUUAUGACCAGUUUGGCUAUGAUGGAGAAGACUUUGUAGCACGUGACCUGGAAACAGAGACGUGGAUCGCUCCAACACCUCAGGCUGUCAUCACCAAAUACAAGUGGGAGAAUGACAGGGCUUUGACUGCGCAGGAAAAGAAUUACUUCGCCCAGAUUUGUCCUGAGUGGCUGAAGAAAUUUGUGCACUAUGGGAGGAGCUCUCUGAUGAGAACAGUUCUUCCUUCGGUGUCUCUCCUCCAGAAGACUCUGUCCUCUCCAGUAACCUGCCACGCUACAGGUUUCUAUCCUAACAGAGCAGAGAUGUUCUGGAGGAAAGAUGGAGUGGAGCUUCAUGAGGGGGUGGAGAAAGGAGAGAUCCUCACUAACAAUGAUGGGAACUUUCAGAUGAGUGCUUAUCUGGAUUUUUCAUCAGUCAGAUCUGAAGACUGGCAGAGGUACGACUGUGUGUUUCAGCUUGCUGGUGGGAACGAGUACAUCACCACCAAACUGGACAAAGCAGCGAUCAAGACCAACAUGGGUACAAGUGAAGGAAAUUCACUCGCCAUGAUCAUCCCGAUCAUCGUUGCAAUGCUUGUUCUCGCAGUGAUAGCUGUAAUUGGUUUUACUGUCUACAAAAAGAGAACAGAGGACUCCUGCAGGCUGGAGAAGCUUAUCAGCUGGGCUGGCUCUGUUGUUGGCACGGAGCUUGAAUCUGGUGACAGUGGCCGAGAAGAAGUCUGGACAAACUGCAUCAUGGACGAUGUCAGCCACCCUGUGCACACUGUCAUCAAUGGACAGUCAGGCUGCUCCUCCCCAGGGGUAGAACCAACAUGGGGAGAGGGUGAGGAGCAGCAGGAGCAGGGGAGGUGUGUAUGA